Messenger RNA from Anopheles funestus (African malaria mosquito), 1699 nucleotides. RefSeq names its product UPF0415 protein C7orf25 homolog. The record is from RefSeq and is a predicted model, not a curated record. The transcript has a single exon. The coding region runs from base 433 to 1614 and encodes 393 amino acids. Lineage: Eukaryota; Metazoa; Arthropoda; Insecta; Diptera; Culicidae.
ACCACCAUUCAUAAUAGCUAAUUUUGUGAGUUAAAGGAACGUCCAAACCUUAUUGUGCUUAGAAUCGUUUUAGAUAAAUAACUGUUUAGAAAAUAUUUCUAGUUCAAAAAUGUAGAUUAAAUACACUGAAGAAUGCAUAUGCAACAUUCUUUUCAGAUAGGUAGCAUUCUUCUCUUUUACCCGAUCAUCUGUUAGCUCUUUAAACGCGAUUGCACAAAACGUCAAAUUGACAGUGGCACAACAACAAAGCGUACAGAAAUCAAAACAAAUUCUCCAAUAUCUGGCUGUUUGCCACACAGUAUUUGCUCGUAACUCUUAUGAACGAAAUAGUAAAAGUAUAUUUAUGAUCUUAUUCAUAAGUAGUGCCAGUGCGUUAGUGCCGUUCGUUAAUCGAGCCUCCUGUUCAUCCAUUCAUUCGCUCGGACAGUAACGAUGCAAAACUAUGAACACACUAUCGAGGAGUUGACGCAACUGGCCCAGGAAAAGAUUGACCUCGGCGAAAAGCUGCUCAAGAGCCUUUCCCAGCUAAACACCAUCGAGGGUGUGAAGAAAAUUCAGAAGAAAAUCAGUCAAGAGCUAAAGUUUCUUAACCGCGUGAAAGCGAAUCGGACGGUUACCAUCAAUCACAUACUUUGCAGCAAUCUCACUCACUUCGGUUGUCUGGUGGACUGCCUGCUUGUAAGUGCCGACGUGAAACAUGUUGACUAUCCACUUCCGGUCGAGGAUCGUGCCUGUCCGCUGCGUGUCGAUAUCGUUUGCGAUGGUGGUGCUACCUGGAUCAAGGUGAUUGCCCGCAACCCCAAAUCGCUCAGCGAUGCUGUGUACGGACGAACGAGCUAUGGCUCGAAAUCGAUACUAGAACAGGCGGAAGAGUACAUUCAGGCUGCCUGCGACUUUCCCUACAUGUUCCGACCGCCCACGGUAAUAUUUCGCUUUCUGAGCAAGCUAGACAGCGAACUGAUCGAGGAACUGCAGCGGAUCGGCGUCCGUGUGGUGAUACUGACGGAAGAUUUAGACGAACAAACACGUAACGAUGAAACGGCGGCGAGUGGCUCCUCCGCGUCGCAGUCUCCAACCAAUCCAAAGGACGAGAUACGGUUGCUCAACGUGGACGUUACCACGCUCAUAGCGUACUGCAGCGCGAUGACUAACGGAUCGGCUCGAUGGGAAUUUAAACAGCCACUGCUCUCCGAACAGGCCCGUUGGGAGCAGGAUAAACCGGUAAAACCGGUGCUCGAGCGACUGUUUGAAGGCAAACGGUUGAUCUGCUGCCAGACGGCGUACGAUUCCUUCCACGAAAUCCUAUCGAUACUGGGCGGUGAGCAGGAGAAGGCCCGCGCCAACGAACUGUUCAAUCGCAUUCAUGUCCUGCCCGAUGUGCCCCUCGAGCAAGCCCCGAAGGAGCUGCAGAACUUAAAACUGGGUGGUAAGAUACGGCCACGAAGCUUACAAGUGUUUGCGUUUGGACUGUACCAUCGGGCUGUAACGGUUACCUCUAACGAAGGAUUUACGCGCGCCGCUAAAAUGCAGGGACUCGAAGUGCCCGUCUUCCUGCACGAUGCAAGGGCCCUGACGGAGGACAAGGAACGAACGGCUAAAGCACUGCCAGAGUGAACCCGUGCCAAUUGGAACUGAUCGAUCAAAAUAUGGAGUGAACACGGGAAUUCGCACACACACAACAGUCAGUCAAUAAAAACAA